This is a messenger RNA of Fusarium tjaetaba, 876 nucleotides long. RefSeq lists its product as uncharacterized. Gene Ontology annotation, cellular component: nucleolus. Gene Ontology annotation, molecular function: rRNA (adenine) methyltransferase activity. The record is from RefSeq and is a predicted model, not a curated record. Bases 1 to 876 code for a protein of 291 amino acids. The transcript has a single exon. NCBI's taxonomy places the organism in Eukaryota, Fungi, Ascomycota, Sordariomycetes, Hypocreales, Nectriaceae.
AUGGUUUCCAAGAAGCAAACAAGGCUGAAGAGCCUUUCGAGUGGCCGCCCGCCAACUGCCAAGUCCUCACGGUCAAUGUCUAGGAAAGCCAGCAGGAGUCUCAUCAACACUCAUCACCAACUGGAGAAACAACGUCGGCAAGCUGCAGCCAAGGGCGACACGGUCACCGAAACCCGCAUCGCCUCAGAGAUUGCCAAGCUGGGUGGUCUUGACCACUAUCAGAAGGCCAGUUUGCAAGGUCAGAGUCUCGAUAGAGGAGGCGACACGUCAAGAAUACUUCUGGAAUGGCUCCCUGUGGCAGAGCUCAAGAAGCGCGCUCAGCCGUUUCAUAUGCUGGAGGUUGGGGCAUUGAGUACUCGUAACGCAUGCUCGACAAGCGGGAUCUUUACUAUGAAGCAUAUCGAUCUCAACAGCCAGGAGCCAGGCAUCACAAAGCAAGAUUUUAUGGAGCGACCCCUGCCCAAAGACGAUUCUGAGGUGUUCGACAUCAUCUCUCUGAGUCUAGUGCUCAACUUCGUGCCCGAGGCCGAGGGGCGUGGACAGAUGCUUCUUCGGACUCUCUCCUUUCUUCGACCUGCAGCUGAACCAGCAACUGGUUCUGACGAACCCUUUCCCUGCCUUUUUGUGGUUCUACCUCGUAGCUGUGUUGACAACUCACGAUACUUUACAGAAACUCGCUUCGACGAGUUGAUGACGAUUCUCGGCUAUGCAUGCGCCAAGACCAAGAUGACUCAGAAAUUGGCAUAUACUCUUUGGAAGAGGAUCGGGACCGUCUCCGAGAAGCGGCCGGAUUUUACCAAGAAGGAAGUCAAUCCAGGACGGACACGGAACAAUUUUGUCAUGACGCUCAAAGCUUCGACGAGUCAUUCAAACUGA